Messenger RNA from Lytechinus pictus (painted urchin), 1931 nucleotides. RefSeq names its product acireductone dioxygenase-like. Lineage: Eukaryota; Metazoa; Echinodermata; Echinoidea; Temnopleuroida; Toxopneustidae. Bases 87 to 638 code for a protein of 183 amino acids. The transcript is spliced from 4 exons. The record is from RefSeq and is a predicted model, not a curated record. Gene Ontology annotation, molecular function: acireductone dioxygenase [iron(II)-requiring] activity.
GGCAGCAAACAAUUUAGCACAAUCAGUGAAAGAACUCGCCUGAAACUCUUGUAAAAUCUAUCGUUCCUGUCUUUAUAACUAACAUCAUGGGUGUUGAAGCAUGGUAUAUGGAUGAUAAUACUGAUGUUGAUCAGCGUGAAGAACACCAUCGCAGUCCACCAGAACACGUGAGCGAGGAAGAAAUCGCCAAACAUGGCAUUCUGUUCUGGACGGUAAAUCCAGAUGACUAUCGGAAUGAUGCAACAUACAACAAGGUCAGGAAGGAUCGUGGCUAUUCCUAUGAAGAUGAGAUCACCAUCACAAAAGAGGGGCUUCCCAAUUACGAGGAAAAGAUCAAGAGUUUCUUUGAAGAGCAUCUUCAUCUGGAUGAAGAAAUUCGAUUUUGCCUCGAUGGGAGCGGGUACUUUGACUUUCGAGACUUCAAGGAACGCUGGGUCCGCAUGAAGUUCACCAAGGGAACAUUCUUUGUUCUUCCAGCUGGCAUCUACCAUCGCUUCACCUUGGACACCAAUAAUUACGUGAAGGCGAAGCGUUUGUUCGUUGGUGAACCUGUUUGGACGCCUUACAACCGCCCGGCAGAUGAUAAAGCCCAGAGAGCUGCGUACCUGGAAUCCAUCAAGGGCCUCGCUGAAGAUUAGUUCUUUGAACGCGUACUCCUCGCUUUGAUCAUGAAAUUAACAAGGGUGUAAUAAUUGCAGGGUAAUAUUUGGUAAUUGUGUACUAAUUUUCACUUUUGUAUGACUUAUAUCAAGAAAUUUACUCUUCUUAAAGAUAAAUACAUACCAGUUGUGGUAACGAUCUCAAAAUGAGUUUGAACAGAAUCCAAUGAAAUUACCACCAAAGUGUUUGUAUGUAUAAAUAAAAGAUAUGUGCCAAGUAGCUCUGGAAGAAAAUGUGUAAUUGCUGAGAAAUGAGCAAAAUAAGCACGGAAUUCCAUCAAAUAUCAGGUAUUUUUCAAAGCAAUAUUAAUACACUAUCUCACAUAUGCUUUUCUGUGUUAGUGAUCACCAGAAUUAUCGAUUUUGAGCUAAGAUUUCAUGAUUUUACAAAGAUAAGUUUACAUUAAUGUACCAGAUCUAGAUGUAUGAUAAUGACAAUCUUAAUUAAAAAGACUUUUCUCAUGAAAUAAUUGUUUGCUGCAGCUACUGUGUUUUACCUUUAAGCUGGUGAAUUGAUGUUUGAAAUUAUUCCUUGUCAUUAAACUACAUAUAGUCUUUUACUUUAUCUACCUGUUCUAGAUAUUAAAGGGGUGAAUUGAAUAUCUUGAAUAUUUCAGAAUAUUAAAAGAAGAAAAGUUGCUUUUGCUUUGGACUGAAGGGGGCAUAUACAGAAUCUCUGCUGAACUUUUUAGAUGAAAAAUCGAAGUUAUAAAUUAUAUAAAAGGCAAAUUAGGCGUGAAUAAAAGUUUACCUUACGUGCCUGAAAGCACCCAGCAGGUAGGCCCCAUGGGUGACCAAACACAUCAGCAUAUGAGAUACAGAGUCCAUGCCUGCUUGAAGAAUUCUUAAAUGCUAUAAUGGCAACCUUAUUGUGACAUCGUGGAAUUUGUGAUGAGUACAGUAUGUACUGAGCACUUGGUUUAUAAUUAUAAACUGGUACGUCAAAAUAUCAACACAUCUCACCAAUUCUCCAAAAGUUACAUUGGUUGCCAAUCCGGAAGCGUAUAGAAUUUAAAAUACUUCUUCUCACUUGGAAAGUGUUAAAUGGUUUGGCACCAAAAUAUCUACAAGACCUUGUCACGCCUUAUGCACCAGCUCGUAGCCUGAGAUCAUCACACCAGCAACUUCUUAAGACUCCCAAGACACGUGUAGCAUAUGGUGCACAAGCUUUCUCUGCCUCAGCACCUUCUCUUUGGAAUAAUUUGCCAUUAAAUUUAAGAAUUAUACAAUCACUGGAGACCUUCAAAUCCAAACUGAAGUUUUAUCUUUUCU